AUGGCCUCAACUCCACCGACACUCUGUUUUAACGAAAUAUUCAAAUAUCUGCAUGGAGAUAUUUCUUCGCUGCAUUCUUGUGCUCUAGUAAACCAUCACUGGUCGGAGCACGCCAUUCCAGAAUUAUGGCGCGAUCCAUUCGUUGUCACACAAUAUAAAAGUCGUCGUACUAAACUUAUUUAUUCGUUACUACCUUUUAUUGAUCGUAAUGCCAAACAUCAAUUUGCACCAUCAGCACUUUAUCGAACCCCAUGCUAUAACUACUUGUCUUAUAUGAGAAAUUUUAGCUUCUCAGGACUUAUCAAGAUCAGUAAGGGAGUUGCACGCGAGGUAGUACCUGAAAACUACAAGAAAAGUGUCUUUAAAAAAGCUAUUGAUACAAAAUUUAUUAAAGCACUUUGUCGUGCAAUUAUCAGCUACUGUCACAAUCUUGAGAGGAUCGAUAACGAUUUGACAGUUCCUUUCUUCCAGAAUCGAUCACAUAUUAAUCAACAGCAAUUAGUUGUAUCACAAUGGAACUUUUUUGAGUUUCCAGGAGCGAAGACAUCAUUUAGCCGCUUGCGAUGCUUAUAUGUUGACAAUCUUAAUGGCUAUAAAAUCAUAAAUUCAGCAGUUACAGUCACUCCAGAGCUUACAGAAAUUAGCAUUCGCAUGUACAGUAAAAAUUUUAAGAAUAGGCUAACAACAUCAUCUUAUAAGGAAGAAUUGCUUCCAAAGUCAUCAUUAUACUUACUUAAACAGUUUCCUAAAUUGGAACGGUUUAACAUUGUUGAAGGUCAGAGGACCAUAUGGAGAUUAUUUAACGCCAGCACCUUUCUUACUCUUAUCGGUCGUAGCCUUCCUACAACAGUCAAACAUUUUUGUUUUGAUAUUAAUUGUCAAUUUUCUACGUCAGCCCUUAAAGAAUUUCUCGAUCAUGCAGCAAGUAAUUUAACAUCGUUAUCAUUCUCCAAAUCCCAAAAAUUUUCAGGCGAUCAUCUUGACGUUAUUUGCAAACAUAAAGAUGUUCAUAUCGAAAUGUUAGAUAUAUCCAGUUCAAAAAUAAGCGAUAAUUCUAUCUUAAAUGUGGCAAAAGCACAGAUCUCGAUGGUUCGUUUUGAUAAUACUAUGAAGGGACAAACACUUAAUCCAGAAGAUAAAUUUCAAGACCUUGAUGAUCCAUACUUUAGACGUAAUUGGAGUGAUUAUUAUAAUGAUGCUCGUGAUAGUAGUGAUUUUGAAAAUGACAGUGAUUUUGAUAGUAGUGAUCUUGAAGAGAAUAAUAAUAAUAGAUUUGUUUAUCUAUGGAAUGUCUUAGA
Dentiscutata erythropus is the source of this 1298-nucleotide messenger RNA. NCBI's taxonomy places the organism in Eukaryota, Fungi, Glomeromycota, Glomeromycetes, Diversisporales, Gigasporaceae. The record is from the annotation of a GenBank genome assembly.